Messenger RNA from Desarmillaria tabescens, 531 nucleotides. RefSeq lists its product as uncharacterized. Bases 96 to 374 code for a protein of 92 amino acids. The transcript has 6 exons. NCBI's taxonomy places the organism in Eukaryota, Fungi, Basidiomycota, Agaricomycetes, Agaricales, Physalacriaceae. The record is from RefSeq and is a predicted model, not a curated record.
CCCCUUCUCUAGUAUCUCCGACCACAUGUAUAGAAUGGCAGUUCUUCUUGCUAUGUGCACUUCAGAUGAAAAACUAGACAUACCAAAGAUGUGUGAUGAUGUGUGUCGUUCAUGACCUUGCGGAGGCACAGGUCGGCGAUAUCACUCCUCGGAAAGGAUCAGUAGAGCAGAGAAACAGCGGCUCGAGGAGGAAGCAAUGCAUAACUUCGUACAUGAAAUGCUGCAUAAACAGUCCUGCAGCUCAAAGGAUAGAAGCGUUGUGGGAAGGAAUACGAAGACGGGAAAACGCCGGAAGCGCGAUUCGUCAAAGGUGCGUCGAACCUUGGAUAUAUGUCAUUUUCUCUUACUCGUUCCUCAGAUCUAGACCGUUUUGAGUUAGCCUCUCAAGCGUUUGAAUAUGAACGAACAUACACUGCAAGAAAUCUACAAACAUUUUUUGAUACAAGUCUUCCCAAAGUACGACACACCGAGGUCCGUGAAUGGGGUGAGGAUCUAAUGAAGGAGCGAAAGGAACUAUGGAAAGCCAUAGAA